Molecule: messenger RNA, 815 nt
Organism: Merops nubicus (carmine bee-eater)
Lineage: Eukaryota; Metazoa; Chordata; Aves; Coraciiformes; Meropidae
Gene: GRTP1
Product: growth hormone regulated TBC protein 1
Exons: 5
Coding region: 1-669 (222 amino acids)
Source: RefSeq, a predicted model, not a curated record
AUGAACAGAACAUUUCCAGAUAAUGUCAAAUUCCGCAGAACUGCAGAUCCCUGUUUGCAGCACACACUCUACAACGUGCUGGUGGCAUAUGGGCAUCAUAACAAAGCAGUAGGAUAUUGCCAGGGCAUGAACUUCAUAGCUGGAUACCUGAUUCUUAUUACUAAGAAUGAAGAGGAGUCCUUUUGGUUGCUAGAUGCUCUUAUUGGAAGAAUAUUGCCUGAUUAUUACAGCCCUGCCAUGUUGGGGCUGAAAACUGAUCAGGAAGUCCUGGGAGAACUCGUGAGGAUGAAAGUGCCAGCUGUGGCAGAGCUGAUGGAGAGACACGGGGUGAUGUGGACCCUGGUGGUGUCACGCUGGUUCAUAUGCCUCUUCAUCGACGUUCUGCCAGUGGAGACCGUGCUGCGCAUCUGGGAUUGUUUGUUCUACGAAGGGUCGAAGAUCCUCUUCCGCGUGGCCUUGACGCUCAUCAAGCAGCACCAGGCUUUCAUCCUGCAGGCCACCAACUUCCCUGACAUCUGUGACAAGUUUAAGCAGAUCACCAAAGGAACCUUCGUGACAGAGUGUCACACCUUCAUGCAGAAAAUCUUCACAGACCCUGGCAGCUUGUCCAUGGCCACCAUCAACAAACUCCGAGAGACCUGCAGGGAGCAGGUGCUUGCUCAGGGAUAACUCCCCAGGGGUGACCAGGUGCCACUGAGACAUUCCUCUCUUUGCACUGACUAAAGCACACUUUAAGCUUUCCAUGAGUUAACUGACACGACCAAGUUUUCCUGCCUUUCAAGUAAGUUGUUAAUGCUUUGUACUUUGUCAGACUU